UUACUAAAUCUACCAAUCUUCAGACACGCCCUCUCUUCAAAGCUGUUCUUCAACGUCUUUCUUCAACUGUAAGUACCAAACUUUUUGAAAUUUCACUUGAUUUUUUUUGUUCUAUAUAGAUAUUAAGCAUAAAUACUCUCUGGUUCGAUUCCUUUUUCAAGGCCAGCAGAGGUAGUUGUUUGUAUAUAUAAGGUACCAAUCUAUAACCUUGUAUAGAUUGAUUGUUAAAAGCUUGCAUAUUUACUUCAGAUUUUAGCAUUUAAAUAUCAAGCAUGAAUACUAGUAGUUGUAUUGUAAUCUCAACCGUGAAACCCUGCUGUAGAAUCCUAAUUGGGUACACAAGUUCUUCCCUUUUCGGGAUUUCUCCCCAAAAGUUUAAUAAUCGAGUCAUCCAUAACAAUUUGUCGAAAUCUCUACCCAAAUCAUCCCAUCACCGUAGAUUCCAUUGCCAUAGUGUCAAUAAUAGGUCCAGAAUCAUAGGUAAUAAGUCUGUGGUUCAUUCGAAUAGCAGAGCUUUUAAUGUCUCUGAUUCGAGCUGGGAUCAAUCCAAGGUUCUUACACCUAGUUUUCAUGUAAAUAGGGGUCGUGGAAGGGGUGUUUUAGUAAUUCCCAAGGUAUCAUCUGAUUUUAGGAAUCAUUCAACAUCAGUAGAGUCUCACAUUAAUGAGAAGGGAUUUGAGAAUAUUUACAUUCAAGGAGGCUUGAAUGUGAAGCCUUUGGUGAUAAAAAAAAUUGAAACAGGAAAUAAUGUAGUCGAAGAAGAAGAUAAGUCUAGUAGGAUAGAGAUUAAUGGAACCAGUGUGAACAUAGACUAUUUGAAGGGCUUGAAUGAGACAGCUCCAAAGGUUGAGAGAGAGGUGUCUGAUAUCGAAAAGGAGGCUUGGAAGUUGCUUCAAGGUGCUGUUGUGAAUUAUUGCGGGAAUCCAGUGGGGACUGUUGCUGCAAAUGAUCCUGCUGAUAAGCAACCACUGAACUACGACCAAGUAUUUAUUCGUGAUUUUGUUCCAUCUGCACUUGCUUUUUUGCUUAAUGGAGAAGUGGAGAUCGUGAAGAACUUUCUCCUUUACACAUUGCAGUUACAGAGUUGGGAGAAGACAGUGGACUGUUACAGUCCAGGACAAGGGCUGAUGCCAGCAAGUUUUAAAGUUAGAACUGCACCCCUUGAUGGAAGUGACGGGGCAUUUGAAGAAGUUCUGGAUCCAGACUUUGGCGAAUCAGCAAUUGGGCGUGUAGCCCCUGUUGAUUCCGGGUUGUGGUGGAUAAUUUUGUUGCGAGCUUAUGGAAGGAUCACAGGUGACUAUGCAUUGCAAGAGAGAAUUGAUGUCCAGACAGGCAUAAGGCUCAUACUUAAUCUCUGUCUAUCUGAUGGAUUUGACAUGUUCCCCACUCUGUUAGUCACUGAUGGUUCCUGCAUGAUUGAUAGGAGGAUGGGUAUUCAUGGACAUCCUCUUGAAAUCCAAGCCUUAUUUUAUGCGGCACUGCGUUGUGCCCGUGAGAUGCUGAUUGUCAAUGAUGGAACCAAGAAUUUGGUGGCUGCUGUUAAUAGCCGACUCAGUGCACUGUCAUUUCAUAUCAGAGAGUAUUAUUGGGUGGACAUGAAGAAGAUCAACGAGAUCUAUCGUUAUAAGACAGAGGAAUACUCAACAGAUGCAGUGAACAAGUUCAAUAUAUAUCCAGAUCAAAUUCCUUCAUGGCUAGUGGAUUGGAUUCCUGAAGAAGGUGGCUACCUUAUUGGCAAUCUACAACCUGCUCAUAUGGAUUUUAGGUUUUUCACUCUUGGGAAUCUUUGGGCUAUUAUUUCCUCCUUGGGAACUGUAAAACAGAAUGAGGGUAUCCUGAAUUUGAUUGAGUCCAAAUGGGAUGAUCUUGUGGCUCAUAUGCCUCUUAAGAUUUGUUACCCUGCUUUGGAACAUGAAGAAUGGCGUAUAAUUACUGGCAGUGACCCAAAGAAUACUCCAUGGUCUUAUCACAAUGGAGGAUCGUGGCCAACCCUUCUGUGGCAGUUCACGUUGGCAUGUAUAAAAAUGGGGAGACCUGAAUUAGCACAGAGGGCAGUUUCUUUGGCUGAGAAGAGAUUGUCCUUGGAUCAGUGGCCUGAAUACUACGACACACGCAGUGGAAGGUUUAUCGGCAAACAAUCGCGCCUUUUUCAGACAUGGACAAUCGCGGGUUUCCUGGCGUCGAAGAAGCUUUUGGAGAACCCAGAUAAAGCAUCAUUGUUGUUCUGGGAUGAGGACUAUGAUCUUCUCGAGACUUGUGUCUGCGCACUUAGCAAAACCAGUCGGAAGAAGUGUUCACGCUUUGCUUCAAGAUCCCAGAAGCAAGCCUGAAUAAUGUCUAUUUUUUUUUUUUUUUUAUUACACUCUCCUAAUGCUGCCUGAACUAUCUACUGACUAUAGGAAGCACGGGAAAAAAAAAACCAAGAGAAACAAAUAAGAACACACUUAGAUGCUGGAAAAUAUUCAGGGUCGACUUCACUGAUAACGGAACAACCUGGUAACUUCUGGUUUGGGGGCAAACUUCGCUGUAUGUAACCAUUCAUUGAAGUACACCACUGAUUUGAAUUAGCGGCUCUGCUUUUUGAGAGCCUCUAACUUAUUGCAUGGACAUAUAUAAAUUUUAUGAUGAGUUAAAUAACUCCUCUUAGCUUGGAGGAAGUGUCGUCCAUUGAUUUUGGUUGAA
Messenger RNA from Manihot esculenta (cassava), 2682 nucleotides. RefSeq names its product alkaline/neutral invertase C, mitochondrial. Gene Ontology annotation, cellular component: mitochondrion. Gene Ontology annotation, molecular function: sucrose alpha-glucosidase activity; endo-alpha-N-acetylgalactosaminidase activity. The record is from RefSeq and is a predicted model, not a curated record. Gene Ontology annotation, biological process: sucrose catabolic process. Bases 273 to 2330 code for a protein of 685 amino acids. The transcript is spliced from 6 exons. Lineage: Eukaryota; Viridiplantae; Streptophyta; Magnoliopsida; Malpighiales; Euphorbiaceae.